UUUAGUUUGUAUGCAGACUGAACUUGUCACAGUUGCUAUGACUAGUUGCUGCGUGUGAAGACCGGCAAUUUUAUUGCGUGACCAUUCCUUAAGAUAAAGUUAAGGCUUUCUAGAAAAAAUAAUUAUCUCGAAAAAAUCUAGACAGUGAGAAGGAUCAAAAAAAAAAAAACUUAAAAAGUCCCCAGCAUUGGUUACUGUUACUACUAAAACUAAUUUGAACGACACUCGAUUGUUUCAUAACAACCCUCCCACGGGUUUAAUUUUUUUAUUGAUAUUACUUGUUUAAAUUACACUCUUAUUCCACAGAAAGUUUACAAUGUUUGUGACAGAAAGUUAAAAAUAUUCGGAAACACUAGACAACAGUCACUGAGUAACGAGUAACUCGGGCGCUGGUAACAUAACGUCCGAGACUGAAGUACUAAUAUUAGUUAGAAGUGAUGUCCCACUAAACUACUACCUAACAAGAUAGGACACACAUGGAAUGGAAGUGGACCCCAGUCAAGUAGGAUCUAACAACUUAGCAACAAAUGAAAGGAACUACGUGUUAGUAAAUUAGUGUCUAAUAAGCCUAGUCACACAUGAGAAGAAAAUAACUAGGUGUCAGUAAACUAGUACCUAACAAGCGCAGUCACACACAUGAAGCAAGCAAGGAAGUAGGUGCCAGUAAGCUACGGGUUAACAAGCUGGAACACACCAAACUAAGUACAACAAAACCAGCUGAAGGACAUAAUGACCUUGCCAGGAGACAGUGACGAGAGUACACCUCUCUUGAGGAACCCUAGAGUACAUAAUGACGCAAGUUGGCGCUGGAACCCUCAAUAUACGGUCGCCGUACUGGGUUGCAUGGGCUUGCUGGUUGAGUACUGCCAACGUGUCAACCUCUCCGUUGCCAUCGUGGUCAUGGCUGGCACAGCUGCCGAGAACACCAGUUAUGCGUGUCCGGGCCACAACGACUCUCUCUUACCGGUCCACAAAGGCGAGUUUGAAUGGGACAAGCAGACUGAGGGGGUGGUGCUGGGUGCCUUCUUCUGGGGCUACGCCACCACUAAUAUCAUCGGGGGACGCAUUAGUGAGUACCUCGGAGGAAAGAAGAUUUUCGGAAUGGGCAUCAUCACCUCUUUUCUGUCGUUAAUCUCUCCCCUCUGCGCCCGCGCCUCCGUCGGGCUCUUCAUUGCUUGCAGGAUCCUGCUGGGGGUAGUGCAGGGGGUGACCUUCCCUGCCGUCAACACCAUGUUGGCUACCUGGGUCGUCCCUGCUGAGAGGAGCAAAUUUAGCACCAUCGUUUUCUCAGGCUUCCAGCUUGGCACUGUGGUUGGCAUGACGAGCAGCGGGUGGCUGGCAUCAUCACACUUCCUGGAGGGAUGGCCUUCCACCUUCUAUGUAUUCGGGGUGGCAGGUUUGGUGUGGGGGCUGGUGUGGUGUGCCAUUGUGUACGACCGUCCAGAAGAUCACCCAAAAAUCUCCAUUGCCUACCUCAGGAUACUCCGCCAACACCAAGAUUCCCUGAAAAGAGCAGAGAUAGUGGCGGUUCCUUGGAGAGCCAUCGUGACAUCACUUCCGUUCUGGGCACUGGUAGCAGCUAGCCUGGGCACUGACUUCAGCUUCUACACUCUGCUGACAGAGAUGCCCUCCUACCUGAAUGACGUCCAUCACUUUGACCUCAUCAGCAACGGUUUGGUGUCAGCGUUGCCUUACUUGUUGAUGUGGGCGUGGAGUAUGUUGUGGGCGUUGAUGAUGGACGCUCUCACCCACGUUAACUGGCUCUCUAUCCUCACCGUCAGGAGACUCUCCAUGGCUACUGCGAUGUACGGACCAAUGUUGGGUCUAGUGGCCAUGGUGUUUGCGGUGUGCCAGGCUAUGAUUGCUGCAUUGGUGCUGCUGUGUGUCUCCUGCAUGCUCAUGGGUGCUGUCAACAGCGGCCUUAUGUGUUCCCAUCAGGACUUGGCACCCAACCUGGCCGGCACCCUGCUGGGCAUCACCAAUACUAUUGGGGCAUUAGCAGGCAUUGCCAGUCCCGCCAUCACCGGCUAUAUUCUUCACCAUGACGCGACGCUGUGGGGGUGGAGGCUGGUGUUCAUUAUCAUUGGUGGCCUCUACCUGUUGACCUGUUCACUCUACCUUAUCAUGAUCUCAGCUGACCUCCAGCCCUGGAAUGACCCUAAAAUCCAAGAACUGUGCGAAGGCGAGGAUGUAGCAGAAUAUGGUCCCGUCACAGCCCAUCACAUGCCGGCUGACCAAGCACACUGAUAUAACAGUCAUGUUACUAUACACCACCUGAUCUAUAUGUUGAACCACGUUUGGCUCUUUUGCACUAAGAAAUCGAACAUUAAAUUAGGAUUAAUUAUUCCAUUUAAGAAUUGAUCAUUGACAUCAUUCAUUAUUUAUCAUUACGCUAGUAUUUCUCAAUCUUUUUCCUCACGACCCAUACAUACCCUCUCCACUCGAACCUUGAGUUGCUCUUACAAACUAAGGCUGACAUGAACUUUAAAUAAAAAUAAGAGGCAAGUUAAUUCAAAGAUUUUGAUUCAUUAAAGUCAGGCGUUGCUGUUAUUAAUUUACGAUUUAUAUUUAUUAAAUAUACCACAAAUAAAAUUUAAAAAUCAAUUUGAAAUUUUUGUUCAUACAUUGUAAGUUUGCAACAUUGUUAGAAGUAUCUGGUACUCUGAUGAACACUGAUUCA
Molecule: messenger RNA, 2680 nt
Organism: Cherax quadricarinatus
Lineage: Eukaryota; Metazoa; Arthropoda; Malacostraca; Decapoda; Parastacidae
Source: RefSeq, a predicted model, not a curated record